Molecule: messenger RNA, 1206 nt
Organism: Closterium sp. Naga37s-1
Lineage: Eukaryota; Viridiplantae; Streptophyta; Zygnematophyceae; Desmidiales; Closteriaceae
Source: the annotation of a GenBank genome assembly
AUGCCUCACCUGCGAAUCGGCAAAAUACUUGCCUCACGCGCUGCUUGGCUCAUAACCUUAUUUCGUCAUUUCCCCCCCUUCCGCCUCUCGUUUCCUCAAUCUCGUUUCCCCCCCUUCCGCCUCUCAUUUUCCCGGAGCUCCUCCCUCUCGUUUCCCCCCUUUCUCCCUCUCGUUCCCCCCCCCCCUCCGCCUCUCAUUUUCCCCCCUUCUGCCUCUCGUUUCCCCCCCUUCUCCAUCUCGUUUCCACCCAUCCUCCCUCUUGUUUCCCCCCUCCACCCACUCGUUUCCCCCCCUUCUCCCUCUCGUUCCCCCCCCAUCCGCCUCUCCUUUCCCCCCCUUCCGCCUCUCGUUUCCCCCCCUUCUCCCUCUCAUUUCCCCCCCUCCUCCCUCUCGUUUCCCCCCCUUCCCCGUCUCGUUUCCCCUCCUUCUCCUCUCAUUUCCCCAACUUCUCCCUCUCAUUUCCCCCCUUCUCCCUCUCAUUUCCCUCUUCCCCCUCUCAUUUCCCCGCUUUCCCCCUCUCGUUUCCCCCCCUUCUCCCUCUCAUUCCCCCCCCUCCUCCCUCUCGUUUCCCCCGCUCUUCCCUCUCGUUUCCCCCCUUUCUCCCUCUCGUUUUCCCCCCUUCCGCCUCUCAUUUCCCCCCUUUCCCCCUCUCCAUUGUCUCAUUUCCCCCCCUGCUCCCUCUCAUUUCCCCCCCUGCUCCCUCUCAUUUCCCCCCCUGCUCCCUCUCAUUUUCCCCCCCUGCUCCCUCUCAUUUCUCCCCCUGCUCACCCUCACUUCCCCCCUUUCUCCCUCUUCAUUUCCCCCUCUCCUUCCCCUCAUUUCGCCCUCUCCUUCUCCUCAUUCACCCUUUCCUUACCCUCAUCUCCCCAUCUCGUUUCUCGCAUUUCCCCUACUCCGUCCCCUUGUUUCCCCCUCUCCCCUCAUUUCAUCCUCUCGUUCCUCUUGUUUCCCACAUUUCCCCUUAUCCGUCCUCUCCUCUCCCUUUCUCCGUCCCCUCCUUUACCCCUCCUUCCCCUCAUUUUCCCCUCUCCCUCCCCUCAUUCCCCCCUCUCCUUUCCCUCAUUUCCCCCCUCCUUACCCUUCCCUGCCCCCACCCUGCCGGCAGGUGAUUGCGCUCAUGCUGCUGGCGCGCGUGAGGGAGCUGCAGCGCCCUCACAUGCUGCACACUUACCCUCUGUUUCUUCUGCAGCUUGCCCUUGUCUAUAA